CUUAGUGCUGAUUGAGAUCAUUGGCGUCCGCGACCUUGUUUGACCGCCUCACCCCCAGCUUACGGGUAGGAUCCUUACCUUCCUUCCCGUACGAUAUGUCAUGAUUGAGAUUCCGACACUGUGAUGCCGUUAGUGAGAUGCUGUUGUCUCAUGAUCCGACUCCAGCCCCAGGACAAUUAUAUAAAGGCUUUAACAUCGUCACAUCGAAUGUCCAAUCUGUCUGAGUUCGUCCCUUGAUUUACCUUCAAUAUCUCAUCUAUCCCACUACAAAGAGUAACUCCUUCCUUGUACCACAACCCAUCUACUUGAUUGAAACACAUUGCAAGCAUUAUUCAACAUGAGCAAACCUCAAAUCGUCCUUGUACCUGGAGCCUGGCAUUCUCCAGACGCCUUCUCCACCGUCACCUCCCAGCUCGAAUCCAACGGCUACACCGUUCAUACGAGACAAUUGCCAUCCGUGGGUAACGACAACCCACCAAAGGACCUCACCGAAGAUGUCAAUGCUCUUCAAGAAUUAGUCACCAAGGCAAUUGGCACUGGAAACGAAGUGAUCGUGGCCCCGCACAGUUGGGCUGGCAUCAUCACGGGCAGCGCGUUGACAGGCUUCGGCAAGAAGCAGCGUGAAGAGAAGGGCGAGAAGGGAGGCGUGGUGACAUGUGCGUACAUGUGUGCCUUCAUUGUGCCGGAAGGUGUUAGUCUGCACGAUGCCGCCGGUGGAGUAAUACCGCCGUGGUACGCGCACGAGGAUCCGUACACCGUUGUCAAGGACGGCAGCGUGUUCUACAAUGACCUUCCGGAGGAGCAGUCAAAACACUGGCAGUCGCAGUUGCAGACUCAUAGCUACGCUACCCAGGCCGCACCGGCGACGGGUGCGUCGUGGAAGGAGAUUCCAACUCGCUACCUGCUGUGUGAGGACGAUCAGGCAAUUCCUGCCUUUGCGCAAGAGUUGAUGGCCAAUGGAGUCAAGGAGGCUGGAGGUGAUAUUGAAGUGGAGAGGAUCAAGACAAGUCAUUCACCGUUCUUGUCGAGACCUGAUUUGGUAGUAAACUGGAUCCGAAGGGUUGCUGGAGAGACAAUUUGAAGAACAGGAUGAGAACGGAAACAGUAGUAUAUAAUAUGAGAACAUUGAAUAUGUAAUUGCGUCCAACAACGCAUAUCAG
This is a messenger RNA of Aaosphaeria arxii CBS 175.79, 1160 nucleotides long. Its product is annotated as alpha/beta-hydrolase. The coding region runs from base 338 to 1081 and encodes 247 amino acids. The transcript has 2 exons. The record is from RefSeq and is a predicted model, not a curated record. Lineage: Eukaryota; Fungi; Ascomycota; Dothideomycetes; Pleosporales.